AGAGAUGCAAAGAAGUGUCAAUGAGGAGCGUCAGCUCCAAAACUAACAAGUCUACUUUUCCUCAUCCAACGGAUGGUAACCCACUUGAGCCACCACUAUUCAUAUGGAUCGUUCGAUGUGUUACGGCAGAGGACAUUUGUUUAUAUACGCAUCGUCUCCCCAGGCGAGGCGUUUCUUACUUUCUUUGUUGUUAAAUUCAUAGUUGCAGGUUGUUUAGGCAUCUUCUUCUUCUCUCUGUUUCUCUCUGUUUCUGCCCUUUUCAUGUCUGGCUGUGAAGUUGCCAACAUUGUCAAGCGCCCACUUCAGCGAAUUCGAUCACUGUAAUGGAAUCAAUGCGGGUGCCGCCGUGGCUCGAAUCGCUGCUCUCCACGACCUUCUUCGCCGUAUGCCGGAUACACGGCGACGCAGCCCGGAGCGAAUGCAAUAUGUAUUGCCUUGAUUGCAGUGGCGAUGCAUUCUGCUUCUAUUGCUGUUCGUCCCGUCACAAGGAUCAUCGCGUAAUUCAAAUAAGGCGGUCAUCUUAUCAUGAUGUGGUGAGGGUGGCUGAAAUCCAAAAGUUUCUUGACAUUAAUGGAGUACAGACCUAUGUGAUAAACAGUGCCAGAGUUAUGUUUCUUAAUGAGAGGCCCCAGCCCAAGACCGGGAAAGGAGUGUCUCAUAUGUGCGAGAUAUGUGGGAGAAGCCUCUUGGACCCGUUUCGUUUCUGUUCUUUGGGAUGUAAGCUUGUAGGAAUAAAGAGGAAUGGGAAUGCGAGCUUUAGCUUAUUCGAAUACAGAAAUAAUGAAGAAAUGAUGGAAAGAGGAGGAGAAGGGAUGUCGAGAAGAAUGGGUGGGACUGGGAGUGAGGAAGAUCAUCAUCACGAGGAGUUGCGUGAACGGAGCCCACAAGACAUAUACCCUUCCACGCCGCCGCCUCCUCCGCAUGUUAAUAAUCCACGGAGAAGGAAGGGUAUCCCACAUAGAGCACCCUUUGGGUGUUAACUGUACUGUCCAGAAGGGAAGGCGUUUUCCUGAAUUUCGGCAUAGACCAAGGAGUACUACUAAUGGGGUCAUGGGUACUUGCUUAGGUAUCAGGUUCCGGCUCAUACGGGGUUCAUUAACAAUUCUUGGUCGCUCGCUCGCUCGCUCACAGAGAGCAGCAAUAAUAGAGCAGGGGUUAGUACUAGCUAUCUAGCUAGCUAUGGGGAAGGUUAGAAGGUGUAGAGGAUGAUGUAAUUAAUUAAUUGAAAGGAAAGUGAUAGUGGGAGUCUGUUAAAUUGUUGGUAUUAGGCCCACAAACCACAUGGGCCAAUUUAUAUUUUAAGAAUCAACAGCUCUUACUUUCUUUCUUUCUUUCUUCAGAAGAAAAAAAUAUACAUAGAGAGAGAAAGGGAGUAUAAUGAUCUCAGGCGUAUUUCUUCCAGGUCAUGUUAAUUGGCAAAUCAACUUUCUAGGAUCGCAACAGUUGAUCUUGGGAUUUACCCUAAAAUAAUGAUCUUGGGGACACUCCGUCAAUUAUGGCCUUCUUUUCUUUUUUUGUUUCACCUUUCUUCCAUGAAAUGAAAUAUUUGUGAUCCUUUUGGACGUGAA
This is a messenger RNA of Macadamia integrifolia, 1568 nucleotides long. Its product is annotated as protein RGF1 INDUCIBLE TRANSCRIPTION FACTOR 1-like. The transcript has 4 exons. The record is from RefSeq and is a predicted model, not a curated record. Lineage: Eukaryota; Viridiplantae; Streptophyta; Magnoliopsida; Proteales; Proteaceae. Bases 324 to 980 code for a protein of 218 amino acids.